Messenger RNA from Triticum aestivum (bread wheat), 531 nucleotides. Its product is annotated as histone H4. The coding region runs from base 80 to 391 and encodes 103 amino acids. Gene Ontology annotation, molecular function: DNA binding; protein heterodimerization activity; structural constituent of chromatin. Lineage: Eukaryota; Viridiplantae; Streptophyta; Magnoliopsida; Poales; Poaceae. The transcript has a single exon. The record is from RefSeq and is a predicted model, not a curated record. Gene Ontology annotation, cellular component: nucleosome.
CAUCGCCACACCAAUCACCACCGCUCCUCCAAUCCGACAUUUUCUCGCAGCCCGAACCAAGGCGAGUUCGUCGGCGACCAUGUCUGGGCGCGGCAAGGGAGGCAAGGGGCUCGGGAAGGGCGGCGCCAAGCGCCACAGGAAGGUGCUGCGCGACAACAUCCAGGGCAUCACGAAGCCGGCGAUCCGGCGCCUCGCUCGGAGGGGCGGCGUGAAGCGCAUCUCCGGCCUCAUCUACGAGGAGACCCGCGGCGUGCUCAAGAUCUUCCUCGAGAACGUCAUCCGCGACGCCGUCACCUACACCGAGCACGCCCGCCGCAAGACCGUCACCGCCAUGGACGUCGUCUACGCGCUCAAGCGCCAGGGCCGCACCCUCUACGGCUUCGGCGGCUAGGCCCUUCGUGGUCGUCAAUCUUCGUCUCCCCCCUGCAGAUUUCUAAAGCUCGAUGAGAACCUGACUUGUCUAGUUCGCUAUUUCCCCUGUAGUUCCAAGUGAAUCAUGAAACAAAGCUAUUCGCAUCUGGAGUUUGGAAA